Phialemonium atrogriseum is the source of this 1059-nucleotide messenger RNA. RefSeq lists its product as uncharacterized. NCBI's taxonomy places the organism in Eukaryota, Fungi, Ascomycota, Sordariomycetes, Cephalothecales, Cephalothecaceae. Bases 1 to 1059 code for a protein of 352 amino acids. The transcript has 4 exons. Gene Ontology annotation, molecular function: protein binding. The record is from RefSeq and is a predicted model, not a curated record.
AUGCCAGAGACUUCGACAGAACCGUCCUCGCUAGAAGCACCCCCAUUCGCUCUUCUCCCAUUCUUCCGCCCCGAGAACCUUGCCAAGUGUUUCAUUCUCCGUGAGACCGACGAGCCAUAUCAAAAGCUGGCUGAUGCCCUGGGUACUUCCGCCGCCAUAAAGGGUGGCACUGGAAUCGAGACCCCCGGCGACUCCGGGGAUGAAAAGGGAGUCGGGACAGGGUUGCUCCGAAAGCACCAGCCUUUGUUGGAUGGUUUGGAGGACCAUCACUUUGAAGGGAAUGUGAGCCCGCAGGCGUUGCCACAUGAGCUUACAGAGACGACCUUUGUGAUGGGUGCUUCUCCAUGCACUACCGAGUGUGCGGAGGCUGAUGCUAUCCAGGGUAUGCCGCCCCCAAUCCCAAGUCCAGUGGGCUCCAUCGCAGACCCUAUCCACACCCAAGCUCGGGAAGCGGAGGUGGAAGGCCCCUCUCCGGUCGCUCCUCCCAACUCACCUGCCGACAAGCCAGAUGAGGCCAGCCGGGUGAUAUUCCGGAACGAAUUCUUCGAGGUCAGGCCAUCGUCCCUGCUCGGGUUCGGCGCGUUUGCCGUGAAGGAGCUGAAGUACGGCGACUGCAUCCUCACCGAACGCCCGCUGAUGCGAACGACUGGCAUGGGACUGUUCAAGGACUUUGACGACCUUGACGAGGAGGACAAGCAGAUAUAUAUGAGCCUCCAUGGGUUCUCGAUCAAGAAGGACGCCCACGUGGUCGAGAAGAUACUCCGGGCAAACAGCUUCGCAGUGCCGGGCGGGGUGGCGGUCUUUGCCGUGGCGUCCAGGUUCAACCACGCGUGCAGGUCGGUUCGCAAUGUUCUCUUCGCAUUUGACAGCGAGCACGAAGUGCUCAAGCUCACCGCUGCCGAGGAGAAGAUCGCGGCGGGUACCGAGCUAUUCAUUAACUACGGCGCAGAGCCCGAGGACCUCUAUCGCGUGUGGGGGUUCCAAUGUUCCUGUGGAGGCUGCAGCCCCAUUUUGGCCCGGGAGGUUUGCAUCGUCUCAGAGGAGACCUGGUCGGGUUGA